Messenger RNA from Pygocentrus nattereri (red-bellied piranha), 3393 nucleotides. RefSeq names its product parathyroid hormone 2 receptor b (gene pth2rb). Lineage: Eukaryota; Metazoa; Chordata; Actinopteri; Characiformes; Serrasalmidae. The coding region runs from base 263 to 2158 and encodes 631 amino acids. Gene Ontology annotation, biological process: adenylate cyclase-modulating G protein-coupled receptor signaling pathway; cell surface receptor signaling pathway. The record is from RefSeq and is a predicted model, not a curated record. The transcript has 13 exons. Gene Ontology annotation, cellular component: plasma membrane. Gene Ontology annotation, molecular function: peptide hormone binding; G protein-coupled peptide receptor activity; parathyroid hormone receptor activity.
UCUCUCUCUCUCUCGUUCGUUUGAAGUCUUGCACAUUCGUCACAAAACUCCGACCAUGGCGAGGUGCUUUGGCUUUGCCUAUUGCACUUAAUCUCCAGCUUCGUUUAUGAAGACCGUAGAUCAUUUUGUAGCCAGAGAAACGUCACAAAACUCUCCUGGACUUCUUUUCUCUCAGUUUAGCGUCAUUUGGCUCUAAAUUACCACCAAAACGACUGUACUGGGGUUGUGCGUUUUGACUAACCCGUUGCCCGCAGCUGCCCGGAUGCUGCAGUUUCAGAGGGGCGAUCUGGGAGAAUUCAGCAUGGUCAACAUGGUCAGCGCGCGGGCAGCAGCGCUCUGGAUCUGCGUCCAAGUUUCCUCCUGGAGCUCAGUCGCAGCGCAGCAAGUAGACCCUGAGGUGGGGCUCACAGCACAAGAACAGGUUCUCCUACUGUAUGACAUCAAACUCCAGUGUCUCCAGAACAUCUCUGAACACGACCCUGCAGAUGAAGUGUGUGCUCCUGGGUGGGAUGGGCUCAUCUGCUGGCCUCGGGGGUCAUUAGGGACCGUCACUAAAGUGCCAUGCCCCAGCUACGUCUAUGACUUCAAUCACAAUGGCUAUGCGUACCGUAAGUGUGAUGUGAACGGAUCUUGGGUGUUGGUGGAGAACAGAACGUGGGUAAAUUACUCUGAAUGUCUGUGGUUCCUGACACCGGGCAAGGAAAGAGGCAAAAGAGACUUCUUCGAGAGGCUGCACAUCAUGUACACCGUGGGCUAUGCUGUAUCUUUCAGCUCCUUGUUGGUCGCCAUUUUCAUCAUCGGCUACUUCAGGCGUCUUCACUGCACCAGGAACUACAUCCACAUGCACUUGUUUGUGUCCUUCAUGUUACGUGCCAUCAGCAUCUUCGUGAAGGACCGAGUGGUGUACGCCAACGGCGGAGUACAGCAGUAUGAUGCGAUGCUCAUGGAUGACAUAAACACUGUCUCCAUCAGCCCUCUGGACAAGACUCAGUAUGUUGGGUGUAAGAUUACCGUCCUGCUCUUCAUCUACUUCCUCGCAACCAACUAUUACUGGAUAUUGGUGGAAGGACUCUACCUACACAGCCUCAUCUUCAUGGCCUUCUUCUCUGACUCCAAGUACCUCUGGGGCUUCACACUAAUAGGAUGGGGCGUUCCAGCCCUCUUUGUAUCAGCUUGGGCCAUUGUCAGGGCAACGCUGGCAGAUGCACGGUGCUGGGAGCUGAGUGCAGGCAAUAUUAAGUGGAUAUACCAGGUUCCUAUUCUGACAGCAAUCGGACUCAACUUUAUCCUGUUUGUUAAUAUCGUCCGAGUUCUGGCGACAAAGAUCCGGGAGACUAACGCAGGCAGAUACGACACUCGUAAGCAGUACAGGAAGUUGGCUAAAUCCACGCUGGUGUUGGUGCUGGUGUUUGGAGUGCACUAUAUUGUAUUUGUAGGGAUGCCACACACAUUCACUGGCCUGGGCUGGGAGUUGCGCAUGUACUGUGAGCUCUUCUUCAACUCUUUUCAGGGCUUUUUCGUGUCCAUCAUCUACUGCUUCUGCAAUGGAGAGGUGCAGACAGAGAUGCGGAAGAUGUGGCUGCGCUGGACACUAGCAUUCGACUGGAAGGGCCCAUUUGUGCUGGCCAACUACCGCUAUGGGUCAGUGCUGACCAGCUUGAACAGUGGCACCAGUGUCCACUCCCAGCUGCCGGCUGCCGCCCGUGGUGCCAUCCUGCUGUCCAGCCGAGUCUAUCACUCGUCCAGCCGGAUUAGCAGCACCCGCACCUCAGUCUCGCAUGCCACACUCUCCCACACACAUGCCCACGUGGUGCUGCCCGGCUAUGUAUUCAGCAGCUCAGACGUGGAGAGCCUGCCGCCAUCCAUCCCUGAGGAAAAUGAGGAGGAGGCCAAACGUGUGGAUGACAUCACACUCAGAGAGACUGGCAAUGACAUCACACUGAGAGAAAGUGAGGAGGAUGCCUUUGGAGACACUGCCAAGCCUGCUGAUGACCUCACACUCGGAGCAGAUGCAGGGCACAUGAACACUGCAGCGUUCAGAGAGAACAGGAAACUUGAUGUCACUUUCAGAGAAAAUGCAACUGACGUCAAACCAAAGGACUCUGUGGCCGUGAGGUACAGCUGUCUUGAUCAAGAGGAGGAAGAAGAGGAGCUGUAGGACAAAUCCUGAAGAUGUCGCAACAUCCGCACAAAACCUAAUUCUUCAUAAACUGUCUGAUGUUUUUUUUUUUCUUUUUUUUCACCGCAGUGUUAGUUUGAAAAGAAAAACAUACACUUCAUUAAGCACACACCCUUGUAUCUACACACAUUGACCAUUUUAUCAGCUCCACUACCAUAUAGGACUUUGUCUUUGUCUGUUCUUCAGUGGUCAGGACCACCACAAAGUGGAUCACAGCAUGGUCAGGCAUGGUUAUCUUUCCCGUUCCAUUUCUCUACUGCAGUGUGUAGUCUUUAUUUUACAAAGUAGUCAUUCUUUCAAGAAAUUACAGCACAGAUGACCUGUCCAUUACAGUGUGUCUGAGAGGGUCUCAGAGUUUCAGUCUAGGAGGUCUCAAAUAUGCAGUACCAUGCAAAAGUUUUAGGUACCUAAGAACAUUAGAUUAAAAAGCUGUUUAUCUGAGCCAGUAUUUAUAAUCUAGAAUUAAUGAUAUAGGAUCUAUUCCUGUCCCUAAAGUCAUAGUAAAUUAUAGAUGAAUCUGAUCCUACAUCAACACUGCUACUUUGAGAAGCUCUGUGAGUGCAAGUCCUGGUAACAAAGCAUUUAAAACACUAAUUUGAGAAUAAGUACAAAUGGCACAAUAAGUAGUGAGGAGAGUUUUUGAGAAAGCACAGUUCAUAAUCUGACAACUGCAGGAAAUCAGACUUUGCCAAUGUGUUUGGAUGCACUUAGGUAAUGAGAUGAUGGAGAAGCUCAGGGUCUAAAUGAGUCAGGCAGUAAUUGGAUUUCUGCUGUGUAACCAGCCAAUAAACUCACAGCGACAUAAACAUAACAAAUUCAAAUGCCAUUUCUUUAAAUACUUUUCUUUAAAGUCACUGCACCAGAAAAUAGGAAUAUACACCAUUUAAAAGAUGUUUUGUUGCCAUCUCAUGAGUGUGCAGUGCUCUGUUUUCGCACUUUCACAGACUAAGAAAAAUGGGGAAAAAAAAUCUGAAUAAGGGUCUGAUUGCACUGAAAAAGCAGAUUACUGAGCUAAAAUUCAGCUCUUUUUUUCAGGUUUCUAGAAAUGUAGUAACGGGCUUGAUCCAGCUCAAGAAAUCUCUAUGCUAUUUACAUGACUGCUUGAAUAAUUAGAUAACUGCCAAAAUCCAAUAAUGAUCAUAUUGUUGGUGUGCAUGUAUAUGCAUGCAAUACUUGGUAACACUUUAUUUGAAGGCUACCUACAUAAGGGCUUU